Molecule: messenger RNA, 1179 nt
Organism: Melospiza melodia melodia
Lineage: Eukaryota; Metazoa; Chordata; Aves; Passeriformes; Passerellidae
Gene: MRM1
Product: mitochondrial rRNA methyltransferase 1
Exons: 5
Coding region: 1-1041 (346 amino acids)
Biological process (GO): rRNA methylation
Cellular component (GO): mitochondrion
Molecular function (GO): rRNA (guanine) methyltransferase activity; RNA binding
Source: RefSeq, a predicted model, not a curated record
AUGGAGCGGGCGCUGCUGCCCCUCCUGUGCCCGCGGGCCCCGCGGCUGUGCCGGGCCCCGCUCCGGUUCCGCUGCAGCCGCGGGGCUGAGCAAGGAGCGCCCCGAGGCCGCGAUCCCCCGGAGGCUUCGGGGGCCGGGCGGGGGUCGCGCACCGGGCGGGAGCUGUGGCGGGCACAGCAGGACUCGCCCCGGGCCGGCCCGGGGAAGGGGCUGGGGCGAAAGGCGCCGCCGGCCCUGGAGAGAACCAAAGGCUCGGAGAUCGUGUUCGGGGUGGCCCCGUGCUGGCUGGCGCUGGCCCGGGCGCGCAGGGCGCUGUUCCGGCUGUUCCUCAAGGAGCGGCGCGGCGGCCCCGGGCGGCCCCUGAGCGCCGAGCUCGCCCUGCAGGCCGCGGCCCGCGGGGUGCCCGUGCUGCACGUCCCGGGCCGGGCGCUGGACACGCUGUGCCGGGGCCGGCCCCACCAGGGAGUGUGCCUGGAGGCCGCCCCGCUGCCCUUCAGGAGCCUGCGGGACGCGGAGGAGAGAGAUGGAGAGAGCGGCGAGCGGCAGCUGCUGUGGCUGGUGCUGGAGCACAUCCAGGACCCCAUGAACCUGGGGGCUCUGCUGCGCUCCGCGUACUUCCUGGGGGUGGACAGAGUGGUGGCGACACGCAGCAACAGCUGCCCCUUGACUCCCAUAGUGAGCAAAGCCAGUGCUGGAACCAUGGAGGUCUUUGAUGUGUACAGCACAGAUGAUCUGCCGGCCUUUCUGAAGGCUAAAAGUGCAGAAGGCUGGGAAGUGGUGGGAACAGCCAGUAGGCCCGAGGAUGUGGAAGGUGUUCCUGUCAUCAGCUGCUCGGAAUUCCGGUGGGACAAACCCCUCAUUGUGGUGAUAGGCAGUGAAGGGGAGGGCAUUUCCCUGCAGACCCAGCUGCAGUGCCAGCAGGUGUUGGCCAUCCCCCCUGGCAGGGCGCUGCACCCCGGCAUCGACUCCCUCAACGUCUCCGUGGCUGCAGGUAUCCUCCUGCACUCCAUCUGCAGCCAGAAACGGAGGCAUGGAGAUUGAAAUCCUCUUUAUUUGUGGAGGAAGCUGCUCAGUGUGGGUAUGGAAAUGCUCUUCCCAGGGUCUCCACCAUCACGGUGACUUCCAGGGAGAGCCCAGAGACCUGAGCUGCGUUUUGGCUGCUGCAGAAGCCAGCAGAUC